CGUAUUGUAUUUCUACCUCCUCUGAGCAAUCUGCUGCUUACCGCGAGGCCGCGAGGGCUACUCUCAGUUGCGUACUUGCGUUGGUGAUAGGGCAGCGCUCGCUCAAGUCAACAGCGCGAGCUGCGCCGCUAGAUCCCUUCGCGUAUAGAUACGCAGGUCGGCCUGAUUCGAUUGCCCUCGCGAGAAGGGGGUGGUAUGCCCAUGGAGAGCGGGAGGAGGCAGGGGGUGGUGGUGGCGAUCGAGUGCGUGGCGGGCGGGUCGCGGGCGGAGGAGUGGGGGCCCGGGAGCAGCGAGACGGUGCAGACGGGGGACGUCGUGGAGGAGCUGCUCAUCGGGGUCGGCGGCCGGGGCGGGCCCGCCGCGCACGCCUCACCCUUCAAGGGCGGACGCGCGGCGCUGCAGAAGCUGCUGCACGCCGCGUACAAGCGCGGGGACACGUCCGUCGAGGUGCGCGUGCGGCGCCCCGCGCAAGGCCAGCAGAUAGUCGCCGCCGACGAGGAGCUGCUGGCGGCCGCGUUAACCACCGCCAGGAUGCAAGCCUGCAUCGUGCCGCAGGAGGCUGCCGUUGGCGGGAUCGGCCGCAGCCGGCAGUACGUUCUCCGUUCGAUCCGCGACCCCAACUACGCCGUCGGCCUCGUCGACCGCAUGGAGAGCGAGUGCAUCGCCAUCCGAGGGUCGAGGAGCUCGAGGGUGGUGUGCGCCCUGAGCAAGGCGCAGUUGCAGGACGGCUACGUGCCCUACCCGUGGGAGAAGAAGAUGAGGCAAGCGCUCCCGAUCCCCAACUCCAGCAGCUUCCUCUCCAUGCUCAUCCUGCCCAAGGCGCUCGACCGCGCCGGCUCCCGCUACAACUCCGUCGAGGACACCCUGGCCCGCGCCAACGCCUGGAUCCUCUCGUUGCAGGCGACCGGUGUGCCCAUCGUGUUCUUGAACGUUCAGACCGAGGCCCUCCUCACCAAGAUCUCUGGCGAGACGGCCUCCGCGACGGUCAACGCGGGGUCACUGGCCGACCUCCCGAACCUCGCCAACGCCAGCCUUUACGGGUUCGAGGACUAUCACGGCGUGGACAUCGGCGUGGUGAAGGCGGUGCGCGUUUGGUACACGGCCGCCGCGGGGGAAAUGCCGGUGGAGAUCACCCUCGAGGAGGGCGACACCAGGCUCGGCUUCGACAUUAGCCGCACCGAGGAGGGUUUCAUCUACAUAUCGUCCGUCAUGGAGAACGACGGCGACCGCCACGCACCGUCGACGCGGUCCGGGCUCCGGGACCUCUACCGGGAGGCGAAGCGCGCGUCCAAGCUGCUGGUCAUCUCUAGGGUAUCGGGCCGAAAGGUCCUGCCAUGGAUGGUGUCGACGUCCGGCGCAAUCCGGUGCUUCGACACCGUGUCCCUCAGCCAGAAGCUAUCCCUGCACCGGCACGCCCUGCGCCCGAUCCUGCUCCACGUGCUCAUGUGGAACGGCAACUCCGCGCCGACUCACCCUGGGCGCGAACCCUGCCAGCUGCCGCUGCCGUCGCCGGCGUUUGCCGAGCUGCCGCAGCAGAAUUCGUUCGCGUGCGUCGAGCAGCCGGUGCAGACAGGAGAACCCGGGUUCAUGCAUGAGAGGGACACCGCAGGGGACGCAUCCUUCAGGUUCCAUAAUUUCUCGCUGCCGAACAACUGGGUCUGACGAAAGUACGUUGCACGAGCUUGCACGUCCCAGUGGAUCGCUGUACAUAUGCAUAGGCGUGUAGCCUAUUGCUUGAAGUGUAAUUUUGGUCGAUGAACAUUCUUAUGUUUUAGCUCAACUUUAGACACUACAGUUUGCAUUAGGAGAAUAACAAUUCACAGUGGAUUCUAAGGACAGCAGGCGAUACCACUGGCACACUCCAUGUGCAACAGUGCAAGUUAAAGAGAUAUUUUUUUCUUUUCUUU
This is a messenger RNA of Phragmites australis (common reed), 1907 nucleotides long. RefSeq lists its product as uncharacterized. Lineage: Eukaryota; Viridiplantae; Streptophyta; Magnoliopsida; Poales; Poaceae. The record is from RefSeq and is a predicted model, not a curated record. The coding region runs from base 196 to 1662 and encodes 488 amino acids. The transcript is spliced from 4 exons.